AUGAGACCCGCAGCAACAGCGGUAGCAGCCACCGCCGCCGCGCUCCGAGCCGCGUUCCUCGCCCCUCCCGCUGCCGCCUUCCGCCUCCUCCCUCCUCGCCGUGUCUUCCUCCUCCCCCUGCACCGCCUCUCCUCCUCCUCCUCCCCGACCGCCCCGCCUUGCGCCGCUUCCUCCGACUCCCAGCCGCCGCCGUUGCCUGCCUUCAUGGACGCUCAGUUCGAGUCCUUCCGGUCGCAGCUCGAUGGCUCCUCCGCCCUCCGCGACCGCAUCCGCGCCGUCGUCUCCGAGGUCGAGUCAGCCUCCCGGGCCGCCUCCGCUGCGCUCCUCCUCAUCCACCAGCCCGUCCCCAUCUCUGAUGUGCUCGGCAAGGCGAAGGCGCAGGUGGAGGUGAUCAAGGGGCUGUACUCUCAGCUCGCGGAGAUCCUCAAAGAGUGCCCCGGUCAGUACUACAGGUACCAUGGGGACUGGAAGAGUGAGACACAGUCUGUGGUGUCGAUGCUAGCGUUCACGCACUGGCUCGAGACUGGUGGCCUGCUCACGCACGCCGAGGCCCAGGAAAAGCUAGGAUUGGGUUCUGGAGAGUUUGGCCUGGACGUUGAAGACUACCUGACUGGGUUGUGCUUCAUGUCCAAUGAUUUUCCUAGAUAUGUAGUGAAUCGGGUCACGGCGGGCGACUACGACUGUCCACGGAAGGUGCUAAGCUUUUUGACUGAUCUGCACGCUUCAUUUAGGAUGCUGAAUCUGCGCAAUGACUUCUUGCGUAAGAAAUUUGAUGGGAUGAAGUAUGAUUUGAGAAGGGUGGAGGAAGUAUUUUAUGAUGUGAAGAUACGCGGACUUGUCCCUGGGGAGUCAAAGCAAGAGGUUGCUCAGUCAUAG
Triticum turgidum subsp. durum (durum wheat) is the source of this 876-nucleotide messenger RNA. The record is from the annotation of a GenBank genome assembly. NCBI's taxonomy places the organism in Eukaryota, Viridiplantae, Streptophyta, Magnoliopsida, Poales, Poaceae.